Molecule: messenger RNA, 1511 nt
Organism: Glycine soja
Lineage: Eukaryota; Viridiplantae; Streptophyta; Magnoliopsida; Fabales; Fabaceae
Product: purine permease 1-like
Exons: 2
Coding region: 119-1198 (359 amino acids)
Cellular component (GO): membrane
Molecular function (GO): purine nucleoside transmembrane transporter activity
Source: RefSeq, a predicted model, not a curated record
AAGACACCGAUCGAUAAACAUUAAGUUUCCCAAGUUUUUGUUGGAGUAGCAGCUGGGCACAAGGUCCAUUAUUGGCACGAAGCUAGCAGCAGAGGAGAAGAAUCAGAAUUUAGAAGGCAUGGCUGAAGGAAGAAGCGAAGAAGACAAAGACGACAGAACCAUGAAGCGCCUUCUUCUCACGACAAACUGUCUCUUACUCACCAUCGGCACCUCCGGUGGGCCCCUCGUCAUGCGUCUCUACUUCCUCCACGGCGGCCACCGCGUCUGGCUCUCCAGCUUCCUCGAAACCGCUGGCUUCCCCCUCAUGCUCCUCCCCCUCGCCGUCUCCUACCUCCGCCGACGUCGCACCGCCUCCGCCGCCGGAACCGCCAAACCGAAAUUAAUCUCAAUGAAGCCUCCUCUCCUCGCCGCCUCCACCUUCAUCGGAAUUCUCACCGGCCUCGACGACUACCUCUACGCCUACGGCGUGGCGAGGCUUCCGGUCUCCACUUCCGCCCUCAUCAUCGCAACGCAACUCGGCUUCACCGCGUUCUUCGCUUUCCUUCUCGUGAGGCAGAAGUUCACCGCGUACUCCAUAAACGCCGUCGUUAUGCUCACUGUCGGCGCUGGCGUUUUGGCGCUUCACACCAGCGGAGACCGGCCCCCUGGCGAGUCCGUUAAGGAAUAUGUUAUGGGCUUUGUCAUGACAGUUAUCGCUGCGGCAUUGUAUGGGUUCGUUUUACCCUUGAUCGAGUUGGUGUACCAAAAAAUCAAACAGCCUCUUACUUACUCUCUUGUCAUGGAGAUUCAGUUCGUUAUGUGCUUCUCGGCAACGCUAUUUUGCCUCCUUGGAAUGAUCAUAAAUAACGACUUUAAGGUGAUUCCGAGGGAAGCAAAACAAUUUGAGCACGGGGAAGGAAGUUACUAUGCUGUUUUGGUGGGGAGUGCAAUAAUAUGGCAGGCUUUUUUCUUGGGAGCGAUUGGGGUUAUAUUUUGUGCCUCGUCUUUGUUUUCUGGUAUUUUGAUUGCGGUGUUGCUACCUGUAACCGAAGUGUUGGCGGUUAUUUUCUACAAAGAAAAGUUUCAAGCCGAAAAAGGGGUUUCUCUGUUGCUCUCGCUUUGGGGCAUGGUGUCCUACUUCUAUGGGGAGAUUAAACAUUCUAGAAAAAGGAAGAAGAAGAACAGUGACCCUGAGGCAGAACCGUCUCAGUAUUCGUGAUUGAUUGUUGCAAAUUGAAAUUAAUUGGCAAUGCAGUGGGUUAGUGUGAUUGAAUUUGGGUUUGAAAUUUAAAUUGCUUGGGCAGGUCGAAAAUGGCCGAGUUGCAAUUCCAUGGAUAGGAAUCAUUUCAUUCACAUUAAUAUUAUACAUGCAUGCGCGAUAACAUUUUGUUUAAAUCAAAUCAAAUCAAAUCAUAAGGAGCGUGAUAGGAUAGAUUCUUGGAUUUAUAUAUAUGGUUGUGGUUUCGUCAAUAAAUAUGUGUGUUGUCAAACCAGUUAUUAUCAAAUAAGAAUCCUAUUCUGUUCAAGCUCAA